Messenger RNA from Melanaphis sacchari, 1305 nucleotides. Its product is annotated as protein drumstick-like. Gene Ontology annotation, molecular function: RNA polymerase II transcription regulatory region sequence-specific DNA binding; DNA-binding transcription factor activity, RNA polymerase II-specific. Gene Ontology annotation, cellular component: nucleus. NCBI's taxonomy places the organism in Eukaryota, Metazoa, Arthropoda, Insecta, Hemiptera, Aphididae. Bases 403 to 630 code for a protein of 75 amino acids. The record is from RefSeq and is a predicted model, not a curated record. Gene Ontology annotation, biological process: embryo development; embryonic pattern specification; regulation of transcription by RNA polymerase II. The transcript has 3 exons.
GCUGUACUAUUAUUAAAUAAUAUAUAAUAAUAUAUUAUACGUAUUCGCGUAACGGUGUACACGAAAAAUAAUAUUCCUACAUACAGUGUAUAAAAUUCAUACGAGCCUUCGUUUUGUUGUCGUCGUCAUCGUCAUCACUAUACCACAACUUAUAGUCGCCCUCAAUAGAUACACGCGUUUGUUUAGAUCACUGCACGUGUUGACUAUUGGAAACCAAUCUGAAAACCACACGCUAUAAAUAUUUUUACAAUUGUAUAUUGUCCAUCUGAGUAAUCUUCUCGUCUCGUUCGCAACGCAACGACCGAGACUUGGCCUGAGUAGCCGCUGUCAUCAGACGUUCGUUAAUUAUAUCGUAUAAUCAGCUCGUGGAGCGCCAGGCGAGAACGCUGCAGCGGCUCAACCAUGUACGCGGUAAUACAGCUAGAUUCGGAAAACCACAGGCUCCGGCCCAAGCGGGUCAAAAUGGAGUUUGUGUGCAAAUACUGCAACCGGACGUUCAACAAACACUAUUCACUACUUAUACACGAACGCAAUCAUCUGCCAACGGUCAACUACCGGUGCGAGAUGUGCUACAAAUCGUUCAAACGGCAGGACAGCCUGCAACAACACAGAUGUGGCCACUCAAGGUGAACUACGGAUUCUUCAAGACAACCCUUAUUUAUAAAACCUACCUAUCUAAAAAUAAAAACAAAAUCUAUUAUAGGCCAUCUUUCUUACUGUACAUUGUAAGCCAUACUAUUUUAUUCUUCUCUAUUUUAAUAGUUUCAAAUGUAAAAAAAAAAAUAAAACAAAAGAAUUCGGUUCAUAAUUUACCUAUUCACGUUAUUAAUAUAAUAAUACGGCAUGGUCGCUUGUUUUACUAAUACCGGUUUGAGGUCACAUCUCACAUAGACUUAUCUCUAUCUUAUACUUAUGAAUGAUCUCUCUAAAAAAUCAAUUCUCAUUUAUCUAAAUAUGAUCUAAUUGUGUGCACUAUAUGCCACAUAUAAUUAUCAAAUGUUAUUCUUCAAUGUUUUUUAAUUUUUUUAUUUAAUUUUAAUUUUUCUCUCGGACUUCUUUUGUUUAUGGUUUUUAUUUUUCCAAUACAGAUCAACUCAUAGUCCAAAUUACAGAGCUGGGUACGCAUUGCAGCUUUGAAAAAAUGUGAUAUGCUAAAUUAUUGGCAAAUUGUUGUAAUGAAGUAAAUGUAGAUAGACAGACAUUAACUAGGUAGUUGUUAAGUUGUAGUACUAAUAAGAUUAUAAUUUUGAGCAGACUGGUCAAUUUUUUUAUUUUUGAAUUAAAAAAUAUGUAGUUUUGAAAAAA